Messenger RNA from Neltuma alba, 973 nucleotides. RefSeq names its product protein MOTHER of FT and TFL1. The transcript has 4 exons. Bases 72 to 590 code for a protein of 172 amino acids. Lineage: Eukaryota; Viridiplantae; Streptophyta; Magnoliopsida; Fabales; Fabaceae. The record is from RefSeq and is a predicted model, not a curated record. Gene Ontology annotation, biological process: response to abscisic acid; positive regulation of seed germination.
CGUUUCUAUAUAAACUCAAUUCCGCCGCACAGCGUGCGUAGCUCAGGUGAGGUAUAUAUAGAGUGAUCGAUAUGUCUGCCUCCGUUGAUCCUCUGGUGGUGGGGCGCGUCAUCGGCGAUGUGGUCGACAUGUUUGUCCCCACCGUGACCAUGUCCGUGUACUUUGGUGCCAAGCAUGUUACUAACGGCUGCGACAUCAAGCCCUCCAUGGCCGUUAACCCUCCCAAAAUCACUCUCGGCGGCAACGCCCAUGAACUCUACACCCUGGUCAUGACUGACCCAGAUGCACCCAGUCCCAGCGAACCAAGCAUGCGCGAGUGGAUUCACUGGAUCGUGGUUGAUAUACCUGGCGGAACUAAUCCAAAUAAAGGGAAGGAGAUUCUGCCGUACGUGGGGCCUCGACCGCCGGUGGGGAUCCAUCGCUACAUAAUGGUGCUGUUCAGGCAAAAGCAGGCGCUGGGGCUGGUGGACCAGCCGGCAUCGCGGGUCGGCUUCAACACUCGCUUCUUUGCCAGGCAAUUGGAACUGGGCCUCCCUGUGGCCACCGUCUACUUCAACUCUCAGAAGGAGCCUGCCAACAGGAGGCGCUGAUCAUCUCUUCCAGCGGAAUGCGGCACUAGCUUUAUAUAGUUUGCGAACAAAAAUAAUGGAGCAAGGAUGGAUGCAUAAUUAUGUAUAUAGCUAUAAUUGGAGUUUAUCAUAAUAGUUUCGGACACAAAGCUGAGGUGGUCUCUGUGUUGGUCAAGUUUCCUGACCUCUCUCUUUCUCACGGUUAAUGAAUGGUCAAGACAUGAUAAAGGAGGAAGAGGAACAUCCAGGAGCUCAGCCAAGCAGACCACCACAUCGAUCUCUUGGUUUUCUUUUUCCCCCCUCCCUGUACAUGCAACUGCCUUGCUUAUGCCAUAUAAAGUGACUCCUUAUGUAUAUCUAUCUUUCUAUGUAUGUGUAUUAUAGCUAUAGCAAGUUGGUUUCUA